AUGGCCGAUUCAGUGAAGGUCAGUGGGCCAAGCACCUCGGAUAUGGAGUAUUAUUAUAAGUCACUCUAUCCGUUCAAGCACGUUUUUAACUGGUUGAACCACUCGCCCAAGCCUUCUAGGGAUAUGAUCAACAGGGAGUUCGCCAUGGCCUUCAGAUCAGGUGCCUACAAGAGAUAUAAUUCUUUCAAUUCUGUACAAGAAUUCAAGGCACAGAUAGAGAGAAGUAACCCAGACAGAUUUGAAAUAGGGGCCAUCUAUAACAAACCGCCAAGGGAGCGUGACACUCUUCUGAAAAGCGAAUUGAAAGCGUUGGAGAAGGAGUUGGUGUUUGAUAUUGAUAUGGAUGAUUAUGAUUCCUUCAGAACAUGCUGUUCCGGGGCCCAGGUUUGCUUUAAGUGCUGGAAGUUUAUAUCUUUGGCAAUGAAAAUUAUGAACACGGCUCUGACGGAAGAUCUUGGUUACAAAGAUCUUAUUUGGGUCUUUUCAGGUAGACGUGGUGCCCAUUGUUGGGUAAGUGACAAACGGGCUCGAGCUUUGACGGAUAUACAACGAAGAAAUGUUUUGGAUUAUGUUAACGUAGUUAGAGAUAGAAACACAGAUAAGAGAUUGGCCUUGAAAAGACCUUAUCAUCCUCAUCUGGCUCGUUCUUUAGAGCAGCUAAAACCCUUUUUUAUCAGCAUUAUGCUCGAAGAACAAAACCCUUGGGAAGAUGACCAACAUGCGAUCGAUACUUUACUGCCGGCAUUAUACGAUAAGCAACUGAUCGACUCAUUGAGAAAGCAUUGGUUAGACAACCCUGGAAGAUCAAGCAAGGAAAAAUGGAAUGAUAUAGAUCGGGUGGCCACAUCGCUUUUCAAAGGCCCUCAUAUAGGUAGGUUACGUGAAUGUAAGGAAGAUCUAGUAUUAAUGACUCUGUAUCCUAAACUGGACGUGGAAGUUACAAAGCAAACAAUCCAUUUGCUGAAGGCUCCAUUCUGUAUUCAUCCUGCCACUGGGAACGUUUGUGUGCCCAUUGAUGAAUCAUUCACUCCUGAAAAGGCACCAAAACUGAUUGAUUUGCAAACAGAAAUGGAAAAAAACAAUGACGUUUCAUUAACGUCUUUGCAGCCUUUCAUCGAUCAGUUUCAGGCGUACGUGACUUCUCUCUUGAAAAAUGAACUGGGUUCGAUCAAACGAGAACGUGACGAAGAUGAUGAGCCGGCUGUUCUAGAUUUCUAG
Saccharomyces kudriavzevii IFO 1802 is the source of this 1218-nucleotide messenger RNA. It is a transcript of the gene PRI1, whose product is annotated as DNA primase subunit PRI1. Gene Ontology annotation, cellular component: alpha DNA polymerase:primase complex. The coding region runs from base 1 to 1218 and encodes 405 amino acids. The transcript has a single exon. Lineage: Eukaryota; Fungi; Ascomycota; Saccharomycetes; Saccharomycetales; Saccharomycetaceae. Gene Ontology annotation, biological process: DNA replication, synthesis of primer. The record is from RefSeq and is a predicted model, not a curated record.